Messenger RNA from Enterobius vermicularis (human pinworm), 1881 nucleotides. The record is from the annotation of a GenBank genome assembly. Lineage: Eukaryota; Metazoa; Nematoda; Chromadorea; Rhabditida; Oxyuridae.
AUGCUGCUUGUCUAUAUAGUUGUAAUUACAAGUUGGUUUCUGCAACAUAUCCAUUGCCGAGGCAUCUAUUUUCCCAGUGAUAUUGUACACACUCGAUUAGGUGACAUUAGAGGUUUUCAAAAGAGAGUUGACGACACAACUGUUAAUGUCUACCUGGGUAUUCCAUUUGCGGAACCUCCAUUGGGUCGGAAACGUUUUUUACUUCCCGAAAUGGUUAAACCAUGGAAACUAUGGAAUGCAACAACAUUAGCCCCGUCAUGUUAUUCGACGCCAGAUAGUGUUUUUCCAAAUUUCCCCGGUGCUGAAAUGUGGAAUCCGCCAAAUAAAACAACCUCAGAAGACUGUCUUCGACUUAACUUAUGGGUGCCAAAAAAUCAUGAUGGCCGUGUCAUGGUUUGGAUUUAUGGUGGCGGAUUCUUUUCUGGAAGUCCAUCGUUAGAUCUCUAUGAUGGAAGUACAUUGGCGGCACGAAAAAAAGUUAUUGUUGUAAACAUAAACUACAGGUUAGGGCCUUUUGGUUUUUUAUACUUUGGUCCCGAUACUGAUGUUCCUGGAAAUAUGGGUUUAGCGGACCAACAAUUAGCGUUACGUUGGAUUUAUGAACAUAUUGGCAGUUUUGGUGGCGAUAAUAGGAAGAUCACAUUAUUUGGUGAAAGCGCUGGGGCUGCUUCGGUAACCUCUCAUCUUUUUGCACCUGGAAGUUAUCGAUAUUUUCAAAAUAUUAUUAUUAUGAGUGGAACAAUGAUUAAUCCAUGGGCAUCUAAAGGUGUUGAUAUGAUGUUUGAAAUUUCGAUGCGUUUAGCUGCUAAACUAAGAUGUGUUGGCAAAGAACGAUAUCCCGACAUUAAAGCGGUCAUAGUUUGCCUACAAAGGCAAGAAAGUCAUAUGAUUCAGCAAGCAGCCGAAAAUAUUAGCGCAUAUUAUAUGCUUCCAAUGACGUUUCCAUUUGUUCCCGUUGAUGAGGAUAGACAUUUCUUCAAAGGUAAUUUAUUUGCAAAAUUUCAAAAACGUGAUUUCAAAAAAGAUGUUGAUGUAUUUGUUGGUACAAUGAAAGAUGAAGGAACAUAUUGGUUACCAUAUUAUGUGGCCAGUAAAGAUACAGGUUUCAAGUUCAACCAUACCAUAUCUGCUGAUGAUCCAGCCAAUGCUGCUUUUACUACCAAGGAGCAAUACGAAAAUGCCUUAAAAUUAUUCUCACCUUAUUUUGGCAACUCGCUUCUCGUUGAACAAGCCUUUUUUAAUUUUUACAAAGAGAUAGUUAAAAGUAAAGAUGAUCGAGAACGGCGUCGAGAUGGUGUAGCACGUUUUUUAGGUGACUUCUUUUUCACUUGUGCUGUGCUCGAAUUUGCUGAUACCUUAGCCGAGAACAUUGAAGGUUCAACGUAUAUGUAUUACUUUACCAAAAGACCUUCAUCAAAUUCAUGGCCAAAAUGGAUGGGAGCAAUGCAUGGCUAUGAAAUAGAAUAUGUUUUUGGUCAACCAUUCCGAAGAACCAGCGAUUAUGCGGUAGCCUACCAAAAGGAAGAAAUGAGAUUUUCAGAUAUGAUCAUGGAUUACUGGACUAAUUUUGCUAAAAGAAAUAAACCAGAUGAUAAUUGGCCAUUAUACAAUACAAUUAGCAGAGAAGCAGUAGUACUAUCAGAUUCUACAGAUUCCAGCAGUAAGCGCAAAAUUGCCAAGGAUGUACACGGGUCGUCUUGUCGUAUCCUUGAUGAAGCUGAGGAGACAAUUAGUAAUGGUAAAGGAUGCAAAAACAGAACCGAAGCUCACGAUAUUAGCGGCAAGGCAUUUUCUUUAUCGUCUUCUACACUUUCCUAUAUUCCAUUGAUGAUUACUGUUAAUUAUGUGUUUAUUCUACAAGUGCUUUUUAUUAGUAUUUGA